GAUUGCAAAGCGAAAUAUUAUUAUAAAGAUGUCUUGGUUUUUGUCAAGAUCCUUUGCACAAAAGCUAAAUUUUAUGCAACAGAAACCUUUGGAAAUAAGAAAGGGAUGCUUCUUGAUGUUGCAUGAGGUAACAUGCUGAAUUUAAUGACGAAUACCUCCUAAAUACACCAACGUUUAUAUGUAUAUAUAUCUAUGUAUUGAUAGACUUUGCUGUGAGAAGAGGAACAAAGCCUUUUACACGAAGUCAAGGAUAAAAAGCUAAACAGGGCAAACGCUGCCUUCUUUCUAGCCCUUAUAAGCAGAAUCAGAUUCCAAAAUGAAGGAGAAGAAUUUUGAAGAAGGAAACCAUAAAAUAGAUAAAUGAGCUGCUUCUCGCAUUUAAAAUCUCGUCAAAGCAGCAAAUUUUCAUCGGUUUCAUCUCCCUCUACUUCCUACUUUCAUGUCAGAAAGGCAGGUAUGUUGUAUGGUGAUGAGGAUUAACUUAGAUUGUAAUGCUUGUUGCAGGAAAGCCAGGAGAGUUCUUCUCAAUAUGAAAGAAAUAGAGACACAUCUGAUAGAGAGGCAGCAUUGCAGAGUGGUUGCUUGUGGGAGAUUCAGACCCUCAGAUGUUGCAAUAAAGCUGAGAAGGAAGAUGAACCGCAGAGUUGAGAUUUUGGAAAUUCAAGAAUUCGGUGAUAACAAUGCACAACAAGACCAGACACCCAUCACCAAUACCCAAUGAUUUUUUACGUACUCUUUGUAAGCAGAUUCUCUCAUUGUUAUUGAGAUGUUCAAAUGGACAUAUAUAUAUAUAUAUAUAUAGUGCCUCCAAUGU
Molecule: messenger RNA, 814 nt
Organism: Carica papaya (papaya)
Lineage: Eukaryota; Viridiplantae; Streptophyta; Magnoliopsida; Brassicales; Caricaceae
Product: Copper transport protein family
Source: RefSeq, a predicted model, not a curated record